AUGUCGGCUGCCACGAGAGAGGAAAGAAGAUGGAACCGUUUUAGUGACCAUAUGAACAGUCUCCAUCAGUGGUUUAAAGACGAAUAUAACACCCUAUACGAACUUGCAGAUGGUUCAUUCACGAAGCGAGGAUGGUCCCUUUCAUUAUAUCUUGAAUCCGCUAGACGUUUGAAUCAACAUCUUACUAUGCACCAUACGAUAGAGGAGCGACACGUCUUCCCAAUGCUCGCCAUCAAAAUGAAGGAGUUUGCGACCGACUCGGAGCACCUGAAAUCUCACAGGGGAAUACACGAGGGUUCGUUCCGAUUCGAUUUCUCUUUUCCCUGCCAAGAACUUCCGACUUUCGGGAACUCAAAAAUAUGGUUUCUUCCAGGCAUGGACAAAUUGCAGGAGUUGGUCAAAAAAUACAAGAAGGAACCCAGCACUUAUUCGCCCGAGGAGAUGCGUGCUUGUCUGGACAGUUUCAGGGACGUCCUUUUCAAUCACUUAGAUCAAGAGGUAGAUGACUUGAAAGCCGAAAACCUCAAGAAGCAUUGGUCAUUAGAGGAAUUAGAGGAAAUGAACAUGUAA
This is a messenger RNA of Marasmius oreades (fairy-ring Marasmius), 570 nucleotides long. RefSeq lists its product as uncharacterized. The transcript has 6 exons. Bases 1 to 570 code for a protein of 189 amino acids. The record is from RefSeq and is a predicted model, not a curated record. Lineage: Eukaryota; Fungi; Basidiomycota; Agaricomycetes; Agaricales; Marasmiaceae.